Messenger RNA from Dictyostelium discoideum AX4, 732 nucleotides. RefSeq lists its product as hypothetical. NCBI's taxonomy places the organism in Eukaryota, Evosea, Eumycetozoa, Dictyosteliales, Dictyosteliaceae. The coding region runs from base 1 to 732 and encodes 243 amino acids. The record is from RefSeq and is a predicted model, not a curated record. The transcript has a single exon.
AUGACUGCGCUCUCAACCUAUGAGAAGAACAACGGAUUCUACCCAAUUACACUCGAAUUCCCCAAAAUGGAUCUCAAGGGGUUAGAAGAAAUGAGAAAAACACUCUCAAACUACGAUAUCCCAUUCGACAAGAUAUACAUAGGCAAAGGAACUAGAAAAAUGAUCCACCUGAUGAUUAAAAACGAACAAUCUCUCCUAAAUAUCAUUAGAGAUAGAAGCAAAUUGGGAACCUUCAUCACCUCCAGUAGAGACUUCCACGUCCUCACAGGAAGAGUAAGAAUUCCCAGAGAAAAGGCAGGAAUAGUGGACGCCCUCAUCAAAACUGCCUUUGCAGAAGAAAUACCCUAUGCAAUAUACAAUACUAUAUACUCCACCGACCACCUCAUAGUAUUCGGUCUAAUAGAAUGCAAAAUAGGCGAUCAAAUGAAAUCUGGCCAACACAUUACAGAAAUCGCAAACUUUACCAUCAGAACGGCCACCAAAACCUACUCCUCACAAAAGAAAAACAAGAAAGUAGAGACAAACAACACGGAGGAACCAUUAGAAGAUGAGAUGACAGAUCCUCCUAACACCCAAAACAGGAUAGCAAUCAAAUCCUCUCAACCAAAACCACAACAACAAACAAACAACCCAGCAAACAAUCAGUCUGAAAAACAAUCAACACAAGAGAAAAAAGCCCAAGCAAAAAAGUCAUCUCAACCUCUUCCCCCCAAAAACCCAGCAGAAUCUUAA